GGAGUUCGUGAACGCACCGUGCACUCUUUGCACGAGACUCUUUUCCUUUCUUCUGAUUGGUCGCUCCAGUUUCCGGUAAAAUAUAUCCAAAAUGGCGUCUACCCUGGUGGCGCAUGUCGUCGCGGACGCUGGCGCGUUUUUAAAGAAAGCUCCACUGCAGGAUAUCGGAAGCAACAUCUACACACUGAGAGAUGUGGUCAACGAGAUCAGAGACAAACCCACCAGGAAGAGUCUGGCCGUCCUACCGUACCAGCUGGUCUUUAAAGAGCCUCAUCCUGAACACGUUAGACUGGGUAAACUAAACCUGAACACGUUAGACUGGAUAAACUAAACCUGAACACGUCAGACUAGAUAAACUAAACCUGAACACGUCAGACUGGGUAAACUAAACCUGAACACGUUAGACUGGAUAAACUAAACUAAACCUGAACACGUUAGACUGGAUAAACUAAACUAAACCUGAACACGUCAGACUGG
This is a messenger RNA of Anarrhichthys ocellatus (wolf-eel), 477 nucleotides long. RefSeq names its product RNA-binding protein NOB1-like. The transcript has 2 exons. NCBI's taxonomy places the organism in Eukaryota, Metazoa, Chordata, Actinopteri, Perciformes, Anarhichadidae. Gene Ontology annotation, biological process: maturation of SSU-rRNA. The coding region runs from base 92 to 331 and encodes 79 amino acids. The record is from RefSeq and is a predicted model, not a curated record. Gene Ontology annotation, molecular function: RNA endonuclease activity. Gene Ontology annotation, cellular component: preribosome, small subunit precursor.